Peromyscus maniculatus bairdii (prairie deer mouse) is the source of this 22931-nucleotide messenger RNA. NCBI's taxonomy places the organism in Eukaryota, Metazoa, Chordata, Mammalia, Rodentia, Cricetidae. The record is from RefSeq and is a predicted model, not a curated record.
CGCGCUCGAGCGCGCGCCUGUGUGGCACGUUCCUGGGUGUGAGACCCAAAUCAAGACCAAGACCUUUGAUGUCCCCGCCCUCCUAGCGUCGCCGGAAAGGGAACCCCUCAGACCCUCGACACCCGCCACCCCUCUCCGGACACUGCCAUCGCGGAGGCGCUCAGAGCCGGAAGGGGACGCUUUGGGAAUGACCAUGCUCCACGGAUGGACGGAGCCGGCCCCCAGCCUCUCCACACAGAGACUCCUCUGCUAAAGCUCCAAAAAUAAAACAAAAAAACCAGAAAACCGUAAUUGCCAGAAGACUCCUUAAAUGUAUAUAUUCGGGCCACUAACCUCACAUGCACAUGGAAUAAUGACUCUGGAUUCUGCAUUGUGAGCUGCUUUCCACACCCUGAGAUUCCCUUUUGCAUUAAUUUUUUUCUUUGAAUUUGCAUCUCUUCAAGACACAAGAUUCAAACCAAAUUUACGCUACAUUGGAUUUUAAAUCUCUUCCGUUCCUUUAUUCUCCGUCUUUCUUAUGUGGAUAUGCAAGCGAGAAGAGGACCCUGGAUAUUCCCAACAUGCUCUCUCCCUUAAUCUGUCCGCCUAGAGGUUUGGCUUCUACAAACCAAGAGAGUGGACAAGCUGAAGAUGAAGCCCAGCGCAGAGUGCUGUUCUCCCAAGUUCUGGUUGGUGUUGGCCGUCCUGGCCGUGUCCGGCAGCAAAGCUCGCUCCCAAAAGAGCGCCCCCAGCAUCGGCAUCGCGGUCAUCCUCGUGGGCACUUCAGACGAAGUGGCCAUAAAAGACGCCCACGAGAAAGAUGACUUCCAUCAUCUCUCAGUAGUUCCCCGGGUGGAGCUGGUAGCCAUGAACGAAACUGACCCAAAGAGCAUCAUCACCCGCAUCUGCGAUCUUAUGUCCGACCGGAAGAUCCAGGGGGUGGUGUUCGCUGACGACACUGACCAGGAAGCCAUCGCCCAGAUCCUCGAUUUCAUUUCUGCUCAGACUCUCACCCCUAUCCUGGGCAUCCAUGGGGGCUCAUCUAUGAUCAUGGCAGAUAAGGAUGAGUCCUCCAUGUUCUUCCAGUUCGGCCCAUCCAUUGAGCAGCAAGCUUCUGUCAUGCUCAACAUCAUGGAAGAAUACGACUGGUACAUCUUUUCCAUCGUCACCACCUACUUCCCUGGCUACCAGGACUUUGUGAACAAGAUCCGCAGUACUAUCGAGAACAGUUUCGUGGGCUGGGAGCUGGAGGAAGUCCUCCUGCUAGACAUGUCUCUAGACGACGGCGACUCGAAGAUCCAGAACCAGCUGAAGAAACUCCAGAGCCCCAUCAUCCUUCUCUAUUGCACGAAGGAGGAGGCCACCUACAUAUUUGAGGUAGCUAACUCGGUCGGGCUGACGGGCUAUGGCUACACAUGGAUCGUGCCCAGUCUGGUGGCGGGGGAUACAGACACGGUGCCCUCCGAGUUCCCCACUGGGCUUAUCUCUGUGUCCUAUGAUGAAUGGGACUAUGGCCUUCCUGCCAGAGUGAGAGAUGGGAUUGCCAUCAUCACCACUGCUGCUUCCGACAUGCUGUCCGAACACAGUUUCAUCCCUGAGCCCAAGAGCAGUUGUUACAACACCCACGAGAAGAGGAUCUACCAGUCGAACAUGCUGAAUAGGUAUCUGAUCAAUGUCACUUUUGAGGGGAGAAACCUGUCCUUCAGUGAAGAUGGCUACCAGAUGCAUCCGAAGCUGGUGAUAAUCCUUCUGAACAAGGAGAGGAAGUGGGAGAGGGUGGGGAAAUGGAAAGACAAGUCCCUUCAGAUGAAAUACUAUGUGUGGCCUCGAAUGUGUCCUGAAACUGAAGAGCAGGAAGAUGACCACUUGAGCAUCGUGACCUUGGAGGAGGCUCCAUUUGUCAUUGUGGAAAGUGUGGACCCUCUCAGUGGAACCUGUAUGAGGAAUACAGUCCCCUGCCAGAAGCGCAUCAUCUCUGAGAAUAAAACAGAUGAGGAGCCAGGCUACAUCAAAAAGUGCUGCAAGGGGUUCUGUAUUGAUAUCCUUAAGAAAAUUUCUAAGUCUGUGAAGUUCACCUAUGACCUUUACCUGGUGACCAAUGGCAAGCAUGGAAAGAAAAUCAAUGGGACCUGGAAUGGCAUGAUUGGUGAGGUGGUCAUGAAGAGGGCCUACAUGGCAGUGGGGUCACUAACUAUCAAUGAAGAACGAUCAGAGGUUGUUGACUUCUCUGUGCCCUUCAUAGAGACUGGCAUCAGUGUCAUGGUAUCACGCAGCAAUGGGACUGUGUCACCUUCUGCCUUCUUAGAGCCAUUCAGUGCUGACGUGUGGGUAAUGAUGUUUGUGAUGCUGCUCAUUGUCUCUGCUGUGGCUGUCUUUGUCUUUGAAUACUUCAGCCCCGUGGGUUACAACAGGUGCCUCGCUGAUGGCAGAGAGCCAGGCGGCCCGUCUUUCACCAUUGGCAAAGCAAUUUGGUUACUCUGGGGUCUGGUGUUCAACAACUCCGUACCUGUGCAGAACCCAAAGGGGACCACCUCCAAGAUCAUGGUGUCAGUGUGGGCCUUCUUUGCUGUCAUUUUCCUGGCCAGCUACACUGCCAACUUAGCAGCCUUCAUGAUCCAAGAGGAGUAUGUGGACCAGGUUUCUGGCCUGAGUGACAAGAAGUUCCAGAGGCCUAAUGACUUUUCACCCCCUUUCCGCUUUGGGACUGUGCCCAAUGGCAGCACAGAGAGGAAUAUCCGCAAUAACUAUGCAGAAAUGCAUGCCUACAUGGGAAAGUUCAACCAAAGGGGUGUAGAUGAUGCAUUGCUCUCCCUGAAAACGGGGAAGCUCGAUGCCUUCAUCUAUGAUGCAGCCGUGCUCAACUACAUGGCCGGAAGAGAUGAAGGCUGCAAGCUGGUGACCAUUGGCAGUGGCAAGGUCUUUGCUUCUACUGGCUAUGGCAUUGCCAUCCAGAAAGAUUCUGGGUGGAAGCGCCAGGUGGACCUUGCUAUUCUGCAGCUAUUUGGAGAUGGGGAGAUGGAAGAACUGGAAGCUCUCUGGCUCACUGGCAUUUGCCACAAUGAGAAGAAUGAGGUUAUGAGCAGCCAGCUGGACAUCGACAACAUGGCAGGCGUCUUCUAUAUGCUGGGGGCAGCUAUGGCUCUCAGCCUCAUCACCUUCAUCUGUGAACAUCUGUUCUAUUGGCAGUUCCGACAUUGUUUCAUGGGUGUCUGUUCUGGCAAGCCUGGCAUGGUCUUCUCCAUCAGCAGAGGCAUCUACAGCUGCAUCCAUGGAGUAGCUAUAGAGGAGCGCCAAUCUGUGAUGAACUCCCCCACCGCUACCAUGAACAACACACACUCCAACAUCCUGCGCCUGCUCCGCACAGCCAAGAACAUGGCCAACCUGUCUGGAGUAAACGGCUCCCCUCAGAGUGCCCUGGACUUCAUCCGGCGAGAGUCCUCUGUCUAUGACAUCUCUGAGCAUCGCCGCAGCUUCACCCAUUCAGAUUGCAAGUCUUACAACAACCCGCCCUGUGAGGAAAACCUAUUCAGUGACUACAUUAGCGAGGUGGAGAGGACAUUCGGUAACCUGCAGCUGAAGGACAGCAACGUGUACCAAGACCACUAUCACCAUCACCACCGACCACACAGCAUUGGCAGCACCAGCUCCAUUGACGGGCUCUACGACUGUGACAACCCACCCUUUACCACCCAGCCCCGGUCAAUCAGCAAGAAACCCCUGGACAUCGGCCUGCCCUCCUCCAAACACAGCCAGCUCAGUGACCUGUAUGGCAAAUUCUCCUUCAAGAGUGACCGCUACAGUGGCCAUGAUGAUUUGAUUCGAUCGGAUGUCUCGGACAUCUCCACACACACUGUCACCUAUGGAAACAUCGAGGGUAACGCAGCCAAGAGGAGGAAGCAGCAAUACAAGGACAGUCUGAAGAAGCGGCCAGCCUCGGCCAAGUCUAGGCGGGAGUUUGAUGAAAUUGAGCUGGCCUACCGUCGCCGACCACCCCGCUCCCCGGACCACAAGCGCUACUUCAGGGACAAAGAAGGGCUGCGAGACUUCUACCUGGACCAGUUCCGAACAAAGGAGAACUCGCCUCACUGGGAGCAUGUGGACUUGACCGACAUUUACAAAGAACGGAGUGAUGACUUCAAGCGAGAUUCGGUCAGUGGAGGUGGGCCCUGUACCAACAGGUCUCACCUCAAACAUGGAACAGGUGAUAAACAUGGCGUGGUAGGUGGGGUGCCAGCUCCUUGGGAGAAGAAUCUGACCAAUGUAGAUUGGGAGGACCGGUCUGGGGGCAACUUCUGCCGCAGCUGUCCCUCCAAGCUUCACAAUUAUUCCUCUACAGUGGCAGGGCAGAACUCGGGACGGCAGGCCUGCAUCAGGUGUGAGGCCUGCAAGAAGGCUGGUAACCUGUACGACAUCAGCGAGGACAACUCCCUGCAGGAACUGGACCAGCCAGCUGCCCCCGUGGCUGUGACAUCCAAUGCCUCCACCACCAAGUACCCUCAAAGCCCGACCAAUUCCAAGGCCCAGAAGAAGAAUCGGAACAAACUACGCCGGCAGCACUCUUACGACACCUUCGUGGACCUGCAGAAGGAGGAGGCCGCCUUGGCCCCGCGCAGCGUGAGCCUGAAAGACAAGGGCCGAUUCAUGGAUGGGAGCCCCUACGCCCACAUGUUUGAGAUGCCAGCUGGUGAGAGUUCCUUUGCCAACAACAAGUCCUCAGUGCCCACUGCCGGACACCACCACAACAAUCCUGGCGGCGGCUACAUGCUCAGCAAGUCGCUCUACCCUGACCGGGUCACGCAAAACCCUUUCAUCCCCACUUUUGGGGAUGACCAGUGCUUGCUUCACGGCAGCAAAUCCUACUUCUUCAGGCAGCCCACGGUGGCAGGGGCAUCGAAAACAAGGCCGGACUUCCGGGCCCUUGUCACCAAUAAGCCCGUGGUGUCGGCCCUUCAUGGGGCUGUGCCUGCUCGUUUCCAGAAGGACAUUUGUAUAGGGAACCAGUCCAACCCCUGUGUGCCUAACAACAAAAACCCCAGGGCUUUCAAUGGCUCCAGCAAUGGACAUGUUUAUGAGAAACUUUCUAGUAUUGAGUCUGAUGUCUGAGUGAGGGAAGAGAGAGAGAGAGGUUAAGGUGGGUACGGGAGGGAUAGGGCUGUGGGCCGCGUGGUGCGCAUGUCAUGGAAAGAGUUGGGGGUGAACUUGGCUCCCAUUUGCUUUUUCUUGUUCUUUUCAUUUCUCUAUGGGAUCCUGGAGUUCUGGUUCCUACUGAAGGCAACCCUCGUGGCCAGCACCGUUCCUCCUCCCUCGCACAGUUCUCUUCCCCCGCAUCUGUCCACCAUCCCUGUUCCCCUGAGAGGAUAGAACUGGCCUCAGUGUGGGAGGAUGGAGAGGCGACAGGAAGGGCUGCCUGUGUGCUUCUUCCUAGUGUGGAAGUUCUCUGAGCACUAUGAGGGAGGCUUUCCUGAAACUGCUCUUUGUUCAGGCGAGGAAGUGAAGGUAUCCUAAGGAAGGCCAUUGGGCCUCCUGCUCAGAAGAGAGAAGAGGCUUUUUGCUGAAUUCUUGCUGCAUGGUUGGCAGCUGCCUAGGGGCCCUGUAACAAGCAGAGGGCAGGAAGUUCUUCUGUGCUUAUAUAUAAGCCAAAUAAAAAGUUUGCUUCAGCUCCAUCAAACUCUUUGGUGGUAAACCAAGAGGGGAAGGCCAUUGGAAGAUGAGGGAUUCCUGAGCGAAUUGGAGAGUGCACUGCAAUAGUGCCCUAGGGUGCAUUGGAGGCAAAAUAGGGCAUUGUGUGUGCACAGAUGUCCACGUGCACCUGCCCUCUCCUGUAGUCAGGUGCCUCUGAAUAUACAGAAGGGAGCCUUGAUGCACCACUUCUGCCCACAUGCUUAAGUAAUGUGCUUGCUUUGGCUUAUAUAUAAACUGAUGUCAUAAGUGACCUGACUUUGGGCUAUCUCUUCCUUUUCCCUUCUUGAGAGAGGACGGAGGUUCUUGACAAAGAAGAUUCUAUAUUGUAGGGGGGAAAUGACAGAGGAAAAUGGUAGGCACUGAGACAACCCUACAAACUAGAUUGUCAGUGUUGCCUGCAGUUUCUAUCACCUUGGACAAAGAACUUUCCAGUAAGGCUUAAGGGAAAUCGAAGCAGCCAUGAAUCUUUUAUCCAGACUCAGAGCAGAACAUUCUAGAAAACUCUUUUAGGCAUUUAGCCCCUUGCCUGGCUGAGGUUUGAGGAAGAACUCUCCACAGAAGGCUUUGAAGGAGAGAAUUAUUUACAGUAGGGUAAGUGAGAGAGGGGGAUGUUUCCAAUGCUUUGAUCCCUUCUUACUUAACCUAGAGCCGAAAGAGUAGGCAGAUUCCCCCAGAACUGAUGAUGAGUGACAGGGGACAGACGAAGGAGAGAAGUGAGCUUGUCCUCAAGGGAAGCCGGAGAGAAUGAAGGAGAUUUGGAAUAUGACUUGAACUAAUGAGAUCACUCCUGAUAGAACCUUUCUUUUCUGCAACCCCCAGUUCCCUCUCAGAUUAUACCACUCAACAGUAAAUGUGCGUGUGCAUGUGUGUGUGUGAGAGAGAGAGUGUGUGUAUGAGUGAGUGUGUACGUGAGUGUGUGUAUGGAAAACUCCAGGGAUGGGGGUGCUGGCAGGUGUGAUGCCCCCUCACUUUAAGUUGGAAAUUUAAAAAGGGAAAUGAAUAUUUGUGUCGCUGCCUGGAACUUGGGGUAGGGGUGUUCUAUGGGUCAGUUCCACUGUCCUGCCGUCCCUUCACACACGGUGGCAUCCAAAGAGCCCUGGGUCUGUUUGGAAGCUUGACUGCAGGACCGCCUUGUCGCACACAGGACACAUAAACCAGAAAGGUGCUCAUCCUCCUCUGGAACGAAGCUGCCAUGUCUCUUCACGCCACACCCUCCAGGGCUGCUCUUUGCCUUCCUGGUCGCCCUGCCUCACGACCUUCCCUCAUCUCCCAUCCUCGACUGCUGUCUCCCACCUCCCUCCUUGAUUUUUUACCUCAGUAUCUUUCAUUUAAAAGUCAACUGGAGGCCUUGUUUUCUUUCUAAAAUGAACGUGGGGGCAAGGGGCUGAACCUCUCAACAGUUUGGAGACAGGAGCGUGGAGUGCUUUACUUUAGGUACCAGGAAAGACUCUGAGAGAGGACCGAGGGAGUGAGGCGACUCCCAGAGGAAGGAGAAGGGCCAUAGAAACAUUGCUUCACUCUGGCUCUGUCCAAGGGCCAGGGGCUCAUCCCUCACCCUUCCUCUUACCUCACCCCUUUAAAAUUAAAAAAAGAAAAAAAAAAACCAAACCAACUAACCUAGCGAACAGCAAUCUAGAAAGCAGGGGGCUCUGGUGGUCUCCACUGGCCACAGAAAUCAAGAUGGUGUUUAUUUCAGAUGUAAAUAUUUUGUUUUAUAAUUAAUUUUGUAUAGAUAAAGUGUUCUCCUGUGAGUAUUCAGGGUGUUGAGCUGGAGGGAGCGGGGUGGGGAUGGGAAUGAGGGGGGAAUUAUUUCGUUACGGGUUUUCAUUUUCUGUUGGGAGGAAUUGUUUGUAUGGCCUUUGCUUCAGAGUGUCUGGAAAAAGUUAAUGGGAACAGAAGCCACAAUGGUGAACAAGCCAGGGGAAAGUCAUUUAUGUCCAUGCCCCAUCUCCAAAACCUGUCUUCCUGCUGGUUUGUGAGAAGUGAUCAUGUACUUUGGCCUGAGUUUUGCAGGGUCCAAAUCAGCACUAAGUAAAACUUGGCCUGCCUCUUGUCUUCUAGGGAGACCAUAGGACACCAUCACUCUGUCAAAGACAAACUGGUGGCAUAUGAUUUUUCCUUGUCAGUACCUGGGCUUGCAAAGGUUCCCCAAAGGGCUUGAAAAAGAAUUGAGGUCCAGUUACCUCCCAUUCUUGACGUGGCUGAGAGGUUUCCAGAAGCUAGAUUCUGAGAAAUCUCACAGCAGCCUUCUCUGAUGCUUAACCAUCAUCCUACCAUUCUGAUACAUCAUGCUCUAGAACCUGACCACCCCAUCCCCCUAUCUGUGCCCACCUAUAGAAAUGACCACUUCAGGCACACCCAAGAAAUACCACAAAUUCUGCCUCAGCAUGUGGUUUCAGGCUGUACAGGGAUAGCAAUGGAUACAAGAGGUCUUAGAGAUUUACAUGCUUUUCUAGAAAAGGUCACCAGAUCCCCUCAAAACUCAUUAGCCUAGCAAGGAAGCUAAAAUCAGUUUCAAAGGAGGGAAAGUGGCUAUGUGAGGGACAGUACCAAUGGUGGCUUUAUAGUUGCCUUGUUCUUACUGCCAUCAGGAGGGUGCUAUUUUGUUCAAGUUCGGUGUCUCAAAUCUGAUUUGAGAUUAACCAGACAAAUAAAAUCUCUCUCACUGGAUUGUUGGCUUUGUGAAAGAUAGCAACAGUCUCUCUCUCUCUCUCUCUCUCUCUCUCUCUCUCUCUCUCUCUCUCAUUCACUCUCACUCUCUCAUUCUUAAAUUGAUAUUUCCCCCCUAUCCUCCCACCCCCAGAGGCUGCCAGAGAGAUAACUUAACUAUUCUAAACCCCUCAUUUGGCCUCAAUUGACCAUCUUUCUCCAACUGGGUUCUUGAAUUGGGACCAAAGUAAGAUAUUCAAGGCCUGCUCUAGAAAGAAUAAGGAUAUGAUGAAGUCUGUCAAGUUUUAUAUGUGAAAUUCCAUAAUAGCAAGUCAGUUGAAUACAUAAGGAAGAAUCCAGCAGCUGUUCCCAUCUCCCAUCUCUGAUGGAUCUGGACCAAGACUCAAUCCAUCCAAAACUGUGAGGUUCUGCAGAGCCCUGAGGAGCAUCUUGUGUUCCACGGUGUCCUUCAGAAUCCAUGCUUUCUUUCACAAGUGCUCCCUCCCAUUGUGGAGGUGGGUUGAUGGAUGUGGUCCCGUAUCACUCUUCUUAGUGGCAAGGCUGACACGUCAGCAUGUCCAGUGACCUCAACAAUCUGACCCUUGAAUUUGCCUGAAUGAAGAUGUGCACACCCUUUCAGAGUGCUGCAUGUACAUGGGCCUUGUUAUUUCCAAGUUGUCACUGUGUAUCCUCAGCCAGAACUUGGGAGAACAUCCUUCAUGUGUAUUCCCUGGUACUGGCCACAGCCAUUUUGUGAUUGGGGACAAAAAGUCCCAGAUGAUCCCAUUAAAUGUUGGUGGUGUCAGUAGUGCCCAAACGCAUGUGUAAAAUAGGAGUCCUCUAUACAGUGACGUGAAUAUCACUUGCCCAGUCUUCCAUGGCCAUCAGGAAUUGCCCCAGGGAGAUUUCUCUGCAGAGUGCUGGUCACCUGCACCUCUCAUUUAAGAGCUAGGGUUUCUUUUUGUUUUUUUGUUUUUUGUUUUGUUUUGUUUUUUGUUUUUAAUUAGUUCAAGAUUUAGAGAAAGAUUAACUGGAAUGUUUGGGCAAAAGCCUUUGGAAAAGCUAUUCCUGAACUCACUUUAUUAAUGUUUUUUUUGAUCGCCAUCUCUGAAAAGGCCCUGUCCUUGCUUGGCACCCUGUGUGAGUCUGCUUUGGUGUGCUAGGAGUGAUUCAGAUGUGUGCAUAAAUGAUGCAAUGGCAGCUUAUUUGGUGAAUGUGGUCGGUGUUUCUGGGCAUUGUGGCCAUACUAUCUGUUCCCAAAGCCAUAUAGAAAAUGUGUGAUCCGGAGGCUGCUGAAACACUAUGGUAUUGUUGCCUUCGCUUUCUUCACCUUGAUAUCAGAGAGCGUUCUUGCUGUCUGAGGAGUUCUUUAGGGGCAAGAAGCACCCUGGGCAGCUCUGUCCCACUGGAGUGGCUCUGGCCUCACCAAUGGCAAAUGGCCUGUGACUUGCUUUCCAGAUCCUGAAAGAGCCCACCAACUGUUAGCUUCCCAGGCAGAUUUACUCCAUUAGGGCUGAGCUGUCCAUCUGCUGUUGAAAUGAAAUCAUUCCCAGGAAGAGUGACACACUAAGCCAUAUUAGGGAUUUAUACAUUUAAACACCUAAUCUACAUUAGGAUUUUCAUUCCUUUUCCUGGGAAUAAGUACAAUAACGCAGCAGGAGAAAGCAACACGGGCAUCCUGAGCAGCAGGACAGGGAGAAAGGAUAAAGGGUCCAGAAGACUAGUCAUUUAAGCCGCGCUCCGUCUCUACCUGUGUAGUGAAGACCCAUGGGGACCCUGGAUUAGGAGUUCUACCUGUUGUUUAUUUUCAGCACACAGUCACAUACAUAGUUUAUAGAUAGCUAAAUUCUACACUGUAUAGGGCAGGUAAGAAUUGUGACCCAGGAAACAAAAGACAGGCACCUUUCCUCAAAUGCAGGAUGCUGAGCGGAGAGUGGCAAAGAAAAAUGUCCAUUCAUAUUUAGUAUAUAAUCUGUUAGUAUGUUAUAAAAAGCAUGCAUUAUCUGUUCUCUGUUCUAGGCCAAGUAAUCUGCCAGUUCACUGAUUUGCCUGCAAUCUAAACAUGCCUAGUCUCCUUUCCCAUAGUCUCUGUGAGGGAGCCAGUUGACCCUCUGGUACUGUUGAACCUGGGGGCUUAUGUUACGGUUGGGUCAAUGUUAAAAUGCUCAUUUGUCAUCCUGAGAAUUUGUAACAUUGAUCUGAGUCUAGAAGUCCAUCAAGUUUGGGGAGGCAGCCAUAUGUAAGGCCACGGGCUGAAUGAACACAUCCUACCCUCAUCCCGUUCUCACAUUUGCUCAGUCACAUGAGGUCCCUGUGAGUUCUGUGGCCUGGAUGUAAGCUAUCUGCUCCCACAAGACAGCCUCUGUCAAAGCCUUGAGUGAAAGUCCAUGCUUUUCCCAUGCCUCGAAGAGACUGGUGACAUUCAGGUGCUCUAGGUAGCAGUACAGAAGCAAGGAGAAAGAACUUUGCUCAGAGGGUAUUGGGUUACCCUAGCAAUGCUGGAAAUGGGUGGAAAAUGGUAGGAACCUGGUGUAUUUCGCUGCCGCGGUAUCCUUGUUCAGUGAUGUCAGAGCUAAUCAUUGUGAGCUGCUGGUGAUGUUCCAUAUCCUGCAUCUGCUGGUGUGACUGGGGCUGGCAGUGCCAAUGGGAACUGAGAAUGAAAAGUAGAGUGGACGGGAGAGUUCCUCACAGCCUUGGGAUGCUGGUGUACAGAAUCUGCUUUGGCAAAUUCUGAAGUGGCACUUGGUGCAAAGAUCAAGUUACAGUGAAGAAGCACAAUUCUAAGCCCAUUACAAAACUAUUAUUUUAAAGCUAUGACUUCCAACCUGAACUCUGUUUGUCAAUUAAUAGUUAUUUUAAGGUUGUGAGUUAAAUGGUGGUACAGAAAAAAAAAUAAAUUAAAAAGCUCUACAUAAAUAUGUUAGUUCAAUUAAACCAAUAUCUGUUGAGCAUUUACUAUGUCCUUAAGCUAGUGCUGAGAAAUAUUUUAAAGAUUUUAAAAUGGAGUAUGUUAUACUCAUGUAGGAUACUCAAAUGCAUAAGUAUAAAAUAUUUAAAUCUAUGUAUUAUGUAUAUAUUAAUAGGCUUACAUAAAUUUCUGUGAUUCCUCAUAUAGGUUUAAUAUUUUCAGGUUUCAGGAUUUGAAUCAAAGAUAUCCAUUAUGUUAUUGAAGAAUACCACAGACAUUCAGCUCUCCACAUCAGAGCCAAGUCUUGACCACUUCUGGAAUUAUUACACAUUCUAAGCUAACACUCAGAGAUUCCCUCUCAGGUCACAGCCUUGCAUUUCCUUCACUCAUCUUUGCUAGCUUCUCAGCCAAGUACUCUUUGUCUGUGUGUGCCAAACUCCCCUUUGAGAUCUGAGGUACACUUCAAACAACAGGACUUCUCUCUGUCACAACUUUACUCCCUUGUACCCAGCUGCCUGUGUUCCUCUCCAAACAAAAUCUGGCAACAUCUGUAGGAACAAAUCUCUCCAUUCAAUUAGAGCCUUGAAUCCCUGUCUAUCUCUGUUUAUCUUUGCUCUCCCAGCCUUCUCAAGUGGAUAGAAUUUCUUCAUAUCCAUACCCAAUGCUUACAGAUUUGCAAUGUGUCUAAUCUGCUACUCACCUACAAAUUCCAAACAGCAAUAUUUCAAUGAGUGUCUUGCUACAAACCCAACAGCAUUUUUGUUCCCCUGACAUUCACCCUUAGAUGUUCACCUGAGCUACCUUUUGGGAGGUGGUACAAUACUGAUUUGGAUCUUACCUCUCACGUCCUCUAUGACCUCACUGACUUCUGCUUUUGCAACUGUCCAUGGUAAUUCCUCAUGAUCUUUCUGACUUCCACAACAUUUAUGGCUCUGAGUGGAGAUGAAUUUCAAAUCUUCGCUCCUAAACCCUAAUUUUCUCUUCAACUUAAUGCAUAUAUUUCUGAUCACCUCACUUCAGAUUGACCUGAAUACCCCCAUCUGCCUCUGCAAAUUGACUUAAUUAGCAAAUUCUCCUUCUGACUAGUGGGGCCAUUGCUCUCCUGUAACCACACUAAAGUUUUACCAGGAAUUUUUGCCUCCCUCAUGUCCCUGGUUUUGCACAUAUAAUCAUUUGGAAAACCUAUUUAUUGUCACUCUAAAGUUUCUCUGCCUCCCUUUUCAUUCAAGCUCUUCCCUCCCAUUGAUUAUUUCAGUGUUGCAUAUCAUUGUUCCAAGAGUUCAUAUUUCAGUCUGCUCUCAUCAGCUUGUUUCCUAACUAUAGUUACUUCAUGUCAUCCCUAACCUCAGAAGACAAGUCUUUAAUGAGCUCCCCUUGCCGUGACUUUCUAGCAAGUAGAACCUUAGCUCAUGCUCUUUGUCACAGGACAGUUAAAUUACAUACUUGUCCCUUAACAUUCCUUACCCAGCUAGAUUUACUUGUAUCUAAAACUUUUCUCUUUUCCCAAAAUGUCCUGCUCUGAACUGUCAUCUCCCAACUUUCUUGCAUAAUCCACUCCCUCUAUACAAGUCUUCAAAGACAAUAACAUAACUACAGCAUCUAUUUUCCUUCACAAUCUGUGCAGGGGAAAAAAAUCAGGCAUUUUACAAAUGCCCAUGACACUUUAAUCUUAUCUCCUAGGUGGCAACUGUCAGAGACCAUCUUCAUAAUUAUUUUAUUGUGCAUGUUAUCUUCCCUCUUAGAUUCAAAACAGGCCAUACAUUUACUAAUCUUUAUUUCCUCCAUCACCUAACAGGGUGUCUUGUACAUGAAGGGCACUAGUGAAUAUUUGAUAUUAUAAAUAAAAAUAGAAAAGGAGUUCACUUAUUUUACCCAUAGGAUCCUUAAAUCUGCAGGAAUACCUAAGGAUGAGUUCUUCCCCCUACCAGCCCCAUGUUUCUCUUCUUCUCCAGACACAGACUCAGUAAUGCACUAACAGGGCAUGUGUGCAUUUCCGUGUUUCCAAUGUGAAUUUGUAUUUUUCCAAGUUAUACUUCAUUCUCUGAAGUCCUUCUUUGACUACUUUAUGGGUAUUACUGUGUCCCCACAGUGAUGAGUGCACACAAGGUAAAUGUAGGAGGAUCAACUGUGAAGGAUAGUCAUCAAAUGUGAGGUAUCAGGAUCAUCCAGAUGCUGUGAGAAGAGAUGAUUCUAGACACAUUGCUGUCCUGAAUUAGUCUUGCAUGACCUAUGCUCAGAUUGACAGUUCUUUAUUCCAAGAGUUAGAUAGUUUGGGUCAUUUAGAUAUUUUCACUAACAGAAGGGUCUUAUUGCAAUGCAAGCUUACUAAUCACACAGUCUUGUGACUCUCAGGAAGUGAUCCAACAGGACCAGUGGAUUUCACUGAAUGCUGAAAGUUUACACCUUAGUAGGCCAGAUGUUGGGUCAGGGGCUGUAUGUUCUGCUUAUGCCCUUGUCUUAAUGGUGUUUCUUUCCUCACCCUUUCUGAUGCUUUAUGACAUUGAGUUCUUAAACAGAUCACCUCUGACAUAUACCUCAAGAGAAAAUACACCAAAGUUUCAAUGACUUGGUUGAGAGAGAAUUGUAAUGUCUCAAUUCCUCUUUUCUCUGUAAUUAUGAUUGGACUCAUUGCCCUAGAGGAAAGAGUAUUGCUUCUGGCCUGAUGGCCUCUUGUUCUCUGUUCUUCAUGCAGCCUUCACUUUUUCCCUUGGUUCCUUGGUUCUCUUAACAUGUCUCACCUGUUUGUUCUAGUUAGUGUCUAUCUCCGUCUCUGGAGAAAAUCUUGGGCUAGUCCUGUCCUUUUGCUUAAGCUGCUCUAGUACCAGAUAAUGCUCUCUUCCUUCCUCCUGGCCAGCCUCCUCUAUAAAUCUCAUGAUGUCAUUGGUCAUGAAUUAUUCUCCUUUGGGAGGCAUCUUCUGCCACUGAGUGCUAAUUUAAAGCAUACUGUAGUGAACCUAACUCAAAUACGCUACAGGCAAUGACAAGUUUGCUUUUCAAAAAUGCAGGCUGAGUUCAUUCUUCAUCAAGACAGGAAGGGGUAGAAAAUUAUUAUUGGCAAGCUGGGGUAAAACUUGUGACAAUUUAGGAGGUAUCUAGUAAAAAUUAAAAUGUUAAGUCUAAAGGGAUGUUUUUUUUUUUCAGUUUUAAUAGUUGUAGAUAGUAUUGAUCCUAGCAAUGGGGAUAAUUAACAUUUUAGAGCAAAGUCCAUCUCAUGAUAAUAGGAGACACUUAUUUUAAGCAGGGAAACAGACUGGCAUUAACUAGUGGAUGUGUUGAGAGGAUGCUGUUCUUUCAAAGAAGGCAUCCAUGAAAUUCUGAUGAACCGUGAAUGGACCAACAUCGUAUGGUUUUACAUGGUUAUUUUCUUUUAUAUCUUAUUGUACUCUAUUUUUUUACUUACCAGUACCUGUAAAGGAUGAUGAAGGCAAAGAAUAAGAGGCCCACACUAAGACUUCCCUUCAUGUCACAAGUAGAGCUGGGGGCUUUGGUCCCUAACUUUGAGGGCCCCUUCAGGAAGAAGAAAACCCCCAAAGGACCAGACUUGAGGCUGAUAGCCUCCCAGAGUCCCAUUCCUUUGACCACAGCCAAUUUGCAAAACCUCAGCAUUGGAGCAUGAUUUCCAGGUGUCUUCCAGAUGAGGACAGAAUUGUCCUUUUUGCUUACCCCGUUUGGUUGUAACCUGAGAGGCAGAAGCAAGGCAGAUUAGAAAUGAGGGGCAUUGCAAAGCAUUUUUCAAGGGCCCAUUUCAAAGUUCUUGGGGACUUUAGGCUGUUUGAUCAAGUGCUAGAAAUUCCAGGGGAGGUGUCCAGAAAGAACGCUGACCCUGCAGUAAGGGAGCUGGACCCAGCCUCAUCUGUGAGGUCCUAAAUGCUUACAGAAAGUCUGGUCACACGGCAUCCCUGAGUCAGCGUCCUAGUCCCUUGGAAGACACCCAGAGAGCUGUUGAUCACCACCCUGGGCAAAGAGGGUACAGCUUGUUCUACCAGCCUAGCUAUAGAAUGUUAACCUUCAUGAAUCUGUCCACUCUCUGCAGGAGGAGGCUCACAGUGCUAGCAUUGGACAGGAUCAGAGCUGCAGGGAAUGUGGUCCCAGGAAUGUGAAAGUGUGUUGUGGCUUACUUCCUUCAGACAAUGAUACUACUUGUUUCCAAAAGGGAUUCUUUUUUCUUUAAAAAACAAAACAAACAAACAAAAAGCUAUGUCUUCCUGAAACUUCAGAAUAGUCUGUGUAGCUGCCAUCACCACAUUUUAAUUGUAAUUAUUUAAUUAAAUUAUCAAUAACCAUUUUCUUUUGAAAUCAGGGCUAUUUUAAUGUUCCCUUUGGAUGUGCUAAGAAGCAUUGGCAAGCAAGAGACUACACCACUUGGUUGUCUCGGUCUGAGUUGUGUUUUCAGUCUUAUAAAUAGAUAUCAUGUUCUUCACACAGUUCCAUGCAUUAAAUGAUCCCUUUGCCAUGAGUAUCCUCACAUUUGUGUUUCUAUCCACCACCCCUCAAACACACACAUAUGUACACACAUGCACACACACAUACACAAUAUUAUGAUGAGAAGUUGAGAUACAUACAGAACAUUAAUGUGUACAUGAUAGUGAAUUUUUCUAAACAAGAGCCUGACCAGUAUAAUUCUAUUAACACCCCCACUCUGUACAUUGAUGACCAAGAUGUACAUAACUUGGCAUCUUGAACCAGCAGAAAAAAAUCAUUUUGUCACAGUCCUUGAGAAUCAUAGACGUUUUAAAUGCCCAGGGCAAUGAGUUCAGUUAUGUCUCAGGCAAAAGAAAUGGAUCACUAAGACAGGUGAAGGGCCAACACUUCAGCAUUCUUAGUUCAUGCCACAAAGAAGGUCCAGAGCACUUGCAGUUCCUAGGAUGAUGCCACUUGUCUUUUUGGAGAAGGAUGGUGUUUGUGAAGUCAAAAGUAACUCACUUGGAUCUUUACCAUUUUUGGCUCCUGGUGUGGAUAUGGGCUAAUUUACCAUCACCGUUUCUCCUGAUAGCCUCCUUGACAGGGUCACGUGAUGGAUUUGGUUGUACAGAUGAACACACAGAAGCACAGAUGCACUAGUAAAGUCAAAGCUUCCAUUGCAAACUGUCUGUACUUUGUACCACAGGCUAUCUCAUGUACCCUAGGCUAUCUCAGAAAGUCAUACUGCAUGAACUCUCCCACCCCAAGUUUUUAAUACCUAAUAGUGGAAGAAAGUCAUGAAAUCCAGGCAACUUGUUUAACCAAACCGUUUGCACAAAAUUCAUCUUCCCAGAUCCCCACCCUGCCCAUCUCCCAUAAUGCAUCAGUCUACAGAAAUCAAUCAAAUGGUGGAACAAAGCAGGAAUCUGCAAAACAAAGAUAGAAAAGUCUCUGUAAUGAAGGAAAUUUGAAGAGCAAAUCAAAGUGUUUGAAUUUUGUAAGGUAAGACAUGGGGGAUAACUUUUAUUUUUCAAAAUUUUUAUACAGCGUGUGAGCAGCCCAAAUCUCCCAGACUGGUAACUUAGGAAGGAGGCCUUUUAAAAGUGUGUGUGAGGUGGUCAUGAAAUGUUGAAGGUGUCAGUAGUUUGGGCUAGCCCACAGGGAAGGCAACUUCAAGGCAGAAUCCUUUACAUUCUUUUCCAGGGUACUUGAAUCUAAUUUAGCCUGGUCCUAAUAUUAAGACAUGAGUCAGUUCUAGAAAUGUUAUGUAGACAUGUAGUGCAAUGAAUUUCUGACAAAAGACCUUGCAUCCCCCAGAACACUAAUAAAUAAUGAUUCUCUGUCUAAAUUAUUAUUUAGGAGAACAGUGCCAUCUGCAGCAAAUAGUUGUGAGACAUUGAUUUUGCCCCAAGAUUAUAGUGGUAAAUUGCUCAGCAACCACAGCUGAUGGACUCCCAUAGCUACCUUCUCUUGCAAUGUGUCUGCUGACUGGUGAAUGGAACCAAGCUUGGGGGCGAAAUCCUGCCUUUCCAGAGGAUAGCAUCUUGAAUUUAUAUCUCAAGAGAGUUUGCUCCUUAUGCAGAACAGUCUGCUUAUACCAAGAACAGUGAAAUGCUCUACCUUCACGUAGGCUUUGACCAAUUUAAUCAGUCUAUCCUGCCCCAGAGAGGAUGCUGCAAAGUGUAGGGAGAAGAAGAAAUUACUCAUUCCCGUGUGUGUGUGGAGGAAUUGAGAACAGCUCAAUUGCUGUUGAAUGCUCCUCAAACUUAGCUUAGAAUCGAGUUGGUGACAAAAAGCGGUUCUCUCUCACCCUUUUGCCUCCUGAGAGCUGGCGUAAGAUCACGUUGGUAUGCAUAGAAAGCCGAGAAAGAGGGCAGCCUAUUCUACCUUGAUGCCAUGAUGGCUUCAUCUUGCUUAGGAAUUUCAUUACCUCUAUCAUGAUGCUCCUUACUAACAUCACAAAGCCAAGAUCUGAUGGGUGUUGGAACAUCCUAUUCCCCUGAGAUGGCCAUUCCUUCUCUGGUGCUAUACUCAUAUUCAUUGUGGGACAGAACAGAAAUAAGAUUCAUAGGACCCUAAGGGCAUGGAUGGAGAAUUACUUAAUUGAAACCACAAAGCUCUUGUGCUUAAUAUUAAAUAUUAAAGUGGAAAUGAAAAAGGCAACCCUCAAGCACAGCUGCCCACAGUGCAGAUUGGGAAAGCAUUAUAGGAAAAGUUUUAGAAAGCAAGUCCCCGUCUACCGAAGGCUGGAGCAAUCGAACUGAAAGUAUAUACAGAAUCAGGGUAGUUCAUAUUUUGAGGAUAUUGUAGCUGGUAUGGAUGCUUCCUGUGCAAAGACUGAAGUAGGUAAAAGUCAGUUUUGGAGCUUAGGACUCUCUCCUCAGAGCAGUGUCCACAUGAACCGAAUCCCCUUGCCACUGACCUUAUGGGCAGAAUGUAAUUCCUCUCAUAUUGCAGAUUGAUUUCUUCCUAUGCCAGGCUUCCCACUGGACAUUGAGCCCUGAGGUAACUCACAACCUUUCCUUGUCCUCAUGCCCUCUGUCACUUCUAUUAAAGAACAGUCCUUAAAGCCUGUUUGGGUAAGUCCUGUUGGAUGAGGCCAGUUACCUGGGUGGAAGUGAGAAAUAGGCAACGGGUUUCAAUACCAAGAAGAGACGCCUCCUAGGAAAACAUACAUGCCUACUAAUUUCUAAUCUAAUCAGGAAGUUGGAGAGCAUUUGAAGAUGUGGAGCAUCUUUCUUUCAAUGAAACAAGAUAGAGUAUUACUAUUCUUUCCAUUCUCUGCUCAUUCUCUGGGAUACUAAAACUGUUUCUCUUCCCAGCAAGAUAAAUGGGGCCAAGGACAAAACUCCAACCUUCUCAGACAGCUAUGACUGUCUUCUGCAUGUUUUUGUUUCUUUUCUCACAUUAUCUGCCACAUGAUGAAGAAAUAUGCAUGGCCAUCACUAGUCAGACAUACCGGCAAAAUAUGAUACAGAAAUUCAUUAGGAAUGAUUAGAAUCAGCAUAUUUCAUUUAAUCCCAAUGGUCUUUGGGGAAUCCUGUCUGUAAUUCAUCUCUCCUCUGAGACUCUUUCCUCUUCUUGAAGCCAUUAUUACAACAGGAAUUCACUGUUUCAAAGUUGACUAAAGGAAUGAUAGCUAUGCUAGGAAAUUGACCCCAAAUACUUAUUUUUAUAGCCAUGGAAAAGUGGGUUUUAUAUUGACAAUAACUUUUCCAGUUCUUUCCAUAGAAAUCCUUCUUGACCUCUCUGCCUCUUGCUAUAUCUCCAGAUCCCACUUCUUGAUCUGGGAUUCCCUCUCUACCUUAUUCUCCUGUUAUAAAAGAAAAAUAUGCCCCUUAAACUGAAUUCUUAUUUAAACAGGUUACUCAGAAAAAGAUCUGAGAAUAAUUUCUCAUUGGUUUUCUUGUUAUUCCUUAAUUCGGAAAGAAAGAGUUGGAAAAAAAUAGUAAGCAAGAAAGCAAACACGGCCUUGUCCUCAGAUGCUUCAACUCAAGGUCAAGUGCCAGGAAACUGAGUGUGCUCAAGUGAGAGCCGAGGACCUGCUAAAGGAGAGGGACGUGCUCCAGAAUAUUAAGCAGCCACUGAGCAGGUACACAUGGGCUCUGGUCAAGAUGAUUUCUGUGUGCAUGAAGGCAUUAAUCUCUCACCCUAGCUCUCCUUCCCACAUCCCUCCCUUUCGCUGUCAUUUCAAGGCACAAGAUCUAUGAUGGGGAAUGCGUUAGUUUAAACACACUGAUGAUGUUGCACUAUCCCCAGCUUUCCUUUGCCCUAGGCACAGGGAAAGCCAGUGCCUCUAAGUCUCUCAGCCAAUGAGUUGUUGCAUGUCAGUUCUGACUUGUUCGUAGCACAUGCUGUUAAAAUGAGAGAAAACUAGAGUGGGAAAUAAAUUCAGUGACAAGUAGACCAGAGCAUGGUUCUGAAAUAAUAGUCUUCACCAAGGGAAGCCAAAUUCCAGAAGCAAAAGAAAAGGGUAAAGAGGGCCUGAUGGUUUAGAGGACAGAGAGGAUAAUGUUUAUUGUUCAUGAUGUUCAUAAUGUCCAAGAUGCUCUGAUUAACCCCACUAAAAGUAUUGUCCAUCACUCCCACCCACCCACAAGCUCUAGUGGAAGGAGAAACCUGCUACCACUGACCACUCAGACAGAGGUGGAUUCACUAGAAACAGGCACAGGCUUUCUGGCAGGGAGCUACUAACAAGCAAUGCACCUUGGCUCUUCGAGAACUCAUCUUCAGACCUUAGGGCAGCUCCUCACUGACUGUCUCCAUUUUCCAGUCUAGAAUAUUCUGAGCAGAAGAGCCUCAUGCUCAUUGGGAUGGCAAUUACUCAAUUUGGGAAGCCAAAGGACACAGAGAAGAGGAGAAUAUAUCAAGAGAAUGGAGUUAGCUUAAGCUUUUUUAUUUCUUCAUCUUCUUCAAUUUUAGUGUGGUUUGGCAUCACAAAGUUAGGUCACCUUUGAGAGAGAAAAUCUUUUAAAUAAAAUUGUAUCUUCCCAUCCCAGUGAAAACACCAAUUUUCACUUUCUAAUCUGAAAGUGAAAGUAAUCAGUUUUCUAAUCUGAUUACUGUUUACUCCAGAAAGGAAAUUGGUGGAUUCAAUUACAAACAGGCAUUUUGCAGAUUGCUUUAAUCCUGAUUCUUACACAUAUUAGCAUGAAAUUUAUUGACUCAGACAUGAUCCUUUAAGCUGUAAAACCUCAUUAAAGGGAAAUAGAUCAUGUGUUCUUAACCAACUUGGUUAAAAGGAUGAAGUAAUGCUCCCACAAUUCAGUCUGUUCAUUCUACUCUAGCAGAAGGCAUUUGGGAAUUAGGCAACAGAGGAGGAACACCAAGGGGGGACAAUAGAGACAGAGAAAUGGCUAAUGAGACUGGGGGUCAUUUUUUUAUUAUUAAAAAUAAUAAUAAACCCAAGGUCAAUUCUCAGAUCCAAAAUGAGCCCUGCCUGUGCCAUUUAAAAUGUUUGCUGAAAUAUAUCCAGGGUUCAAAGUUUAAUAUUUUCUUGGAAGAGGGGUCUUGGUGAUUCUGUCUUAUUUUACUUUUUAUUGGAAAUUGUAUUUGGAAAACAUUUGUCUGCAGUUCUUGGGCAUGUCUGUCCUUGCAAGGUUGUUUAUUGAAUGGAAACCCUGUGCCAGGGUGGUCUAGGUGCUGGGAGUCAACACAACAGAGGCAGUGUCUCUUGAGGUUCAUGUGUCACCGAGAGGAAGUUUUUCAUGUGAGAGUAACUUUACGAUGCUUACCAAACAUCCAGGUGGAAAGCAGACUAGGCAACUGCAUACCCAAGCUUGAAGUUGAAGGCCCAGGGAGGGAUUUUUUUUUAAUUGCCCAUUUUGUGAUGACCAGAAUGACCCAGUAGAGACAGGAAGCUGACGGUGCUUAGGAAGAGAAGAUGGUGACCAGAGUAUUGGCGAUGAUGAGUGAAAGGGGAUGGAAUCCACUGCACAAAUAGAAGGCUGGAUGUAGGAGCUGCUGGUGCUUUAUAACAGAGAGACUGCGGUAUGGGCACAGAUGCAAGGGGGUAGAGAGGCCUGGGAACAUGUCUGCUCGAUUGGAACUAUUCCGUGAAAUACAAAGAGAAUUCAUCAGCUAAGAGUGGUAAUUCAAGACUGUUUCAAUGAUUGAGCCAGGCAGAGGAGGAGAACUCGUAUUCCCUGAUGUACUUCGUGCGAGAUUUGGUCACUAUAUGUGGUUUUUCAUGGAGGAGAGCUGGAAUGGUCUGAAAAUGGCACUGCUGAGCACUUGAGCCACCUCUAGACUGGUGCUGUAACAAACGUGUGACUGGAAUGCAUGCUACUCAGUAGGGCUGCUGGAGUCUCCAGGAAGACAAGGAUGUGACAGAAGUCGCCAGGGUGUGUGACAGUGGAGGACCGUGGAUUCAUAGGAAGGAAUGGGAGCUAAGGAUAGAAGAUGGACUGCAGUAGGAGCUGGACCAGCUCACCUGUGGAUGAAGGUGAGCGUGGGCUCCUCACAGUGGCUCUCCUGAGCUGGGUUCAUGGGUGGUUGAGGUUGGUACUGGUAGUCGUUAUCAGGUUGACGUGUCAAGGCUGCAUGUGCUGGUCAAGACCUUGCCAGCAGCAUGGGGCACUCUCACGGUUCAUCAGUACCCACCCACCCCACCCCCACCUUUUAAUUUCCACUGCCAAAUUCUACUUUUGCUUAUUUAUUUGCUUGGAGACAAAGUUCAAUCCUCCUGCCUCAGCCUCCCGAGUGCUGGGAUUGAAAGCAUCCACACCCAAUCCUAGAUUGGCCCUGCAUGGUUUCAUAGAUGUCAUUAGAUGUGACCCUGGAUGGAGAUGGCAUUGCAACACUUUACCUCCAAAAAGACUACAUUUCACCGUACAUCUUGCCCUUUCUGCUUUAAAAGCUUCCAACUAAGUUGCUCUCCUUGGGGGAAAUUCAGAAUUCUUUCUUCUUAUUUAUCUUACUCUUUGUUCAUCUUUUAAAAGAAAUCUAGAAGAAGAGCAAACAGCUUUGCUUCUGCCCAAUUCUAGCAAAUAAUGGUUUCCUCUGACUGAUCAUUCAGUAUUUUCUUUUGUGACAGAGAACAGUGGGCCAGGAGCAUUAGGAAAUGAUUGGGCAUCUUUGAAAGCUUUGGAGGGAGCAACAUUUUGGAUGAUUAAGAUGGGGUUAGAGAAGAAAGGUUUUAGUGGGGCUGCAUGGGGGAGCGGAGGGGGAGGAGUGUACACUGAAGAUAACACUGGAAAAAAAUUAAAACUUUGACGAAAGGAGGUGGCAGGGCGUGGGGGUGGGGCAUCUGUAGCAUCUGGAGAUUUGGCACACAUAAACUAGAUCCUGCCUUCUCCACAACAUUCGGCAUAUCCGACACCAGUGAUAGACUGGUCUUAUUUUAUUUCCUGGGGCCUUUAGGAAAUCAUAACUUGAUUUGGUAGAGACAGCAGGCCUUUCUACUGAGCUAGUUCUCCUGACCCAACAGAACAAGGGGCAGGUGAAAUCGUCACUGCCGGUUCAGCUUCACUGUUCACCAGUGAACACACACCCUUCAGCUGGUUCAGCUUCACUGUUCACCUUCAGCUCUGCCUUAGCCUUCCUGCCGCUCCUCUCAAAGAUCAGCUGGUGUUCACCCAGGCUCAUCUAAUGCCUGUCUUCGGGUCUGUGUUGGAAGAGUAUUACAGCCAACUCAAGGGCUUAUUCCAUGCUUUAUGCACCAGUGCUGGCUACAACUCCUUUAGCAAAGAACAGGGAAGCAAAAGCUGCAGGGGGGGUUGUCCUGGCUGCUUGACUUCCUGCCCAGCAGGAAUCCAGCCUUUCAGAGGUCAACUGAACAGAGCAUGGCUUCCAUCUGCCCAAGAUUUCCCCU